This is a messenger RNA of Gigantopelta aegis, 2663 nucleotides long. RefSeq lists its product as uncharacterized. The record is from RefSeq and is a predicted model, not a curated record. NCBI's taxonomy places the organism in Eukaryota, Metazoa, Mollusca, Gastropoda, Neomphalida, Peltospiridae. The coding region runs from base 568 to 1509 and encodes 313 amino acids. The transcript has 2 exons.
AGAGAGAGAGAGAGAGAGAGAGAGAGAGACAGAAAGAGGGACAGAGACACAGAGAGAGGGAGAGGUGGCGUUGGAGAUACACAUAUUUGAAAAUAUUCCAGCGAUUCCUUAAACAAAUUUCCCUAUCCUAAUACACUCUCAUUAAUCAGUUUCCGGUGUCAUUAAACAAACAUUCACAUUCCAUCCCACUAACCACUAUCUGGAUAAUAUUCGAUGUGACAAAAAACACCCACUUCUUUUUUUUUUUUUUUUUUUUUUUUCUUUUUUUUUUUUGCCCCCAUAAAAUGACUAUUACGACAUACCCUAAACAUCUGCGCGUGAAUCGCGUAGUCCUUUCAUCAGCAACACUGUGGGUAGCUAGAUGCAGGGAGCAAUGCUGGUAACUGUUAAACGUAAUUGCCUACUCUUCGUACGUCAUUACAUCUUCGCAGCUGGUAGCAUGGCUGUAAUCUCUUUGUCGCGACCAACCCAUCCUGUGCUUCAAAUCAAAUAUUGAGUGCUUUUGAUAUUGCCAUUUCAUUUUAGACUGUGGUCAGAGCAAGUCCACGAAGACAAUCAUCUGAAACCAUGAGAACUGGAGGGGCCUGUUCCGUAACGCUCUUGAUCGCGCUCACGUUUGCUGUAUGUUUUGCAAAAGCUGAAGACAAGAAAGAACAUACAGACAAACAAACGUCAAAGUCAGGAUCUAUCGCGAAAAGAUCUUUCCAUCAGAUGUCAAAUGGACCUACGGAGAAAAGAUCACCUUUUGAUUCACUCGCUAACGGCUUGAUUGGAAAACGACCAUUCGACCAACUUGCAAAUGGACUAAUCGGGAAAAGAGCACCAUUCGACUCUCUGGCAAAUGGUUUAAUUGGGAAACGACCAUUCGACCAACUUGCCAAUGGACUAAUCGGGAAAAGAGCACCAUUCGACUCUCUGGCAAAUGGUUUAAUCGGAAAACGACCAUUCGACCAACUUGCCAAUGGACUAAUCGGGAAAAGAGCACCAUUCGAUUCUCUGGCAAAUGGUUUAAUCGGGAAACGACCAUUCGACCAACUUGCCAAUGGACUAAUCGGGAAAAGAGCACCAUUCGACUCUCUGGCAAAUGGUUUAAUCGGGAAACGACCAUUCGACCAACUUGCCAAUGGGCUAAUCGGGAAAAGAGCACCAUUCGACUCUCUGGCAAAUGGUUUAAUCGGGAAACGACCAUUCGACCAACUUGCAAAUGGACUGAUUGGAAAACGUGUGCCGUUUGACUCUAUAGCAAAUGGCUUGAUUGGAAAACGACCAUUCGACCAACUUGCAAAUGGACUGAUUGGAAAACGUGUGCCGUUUGACUCUAUAGCAAAUGGCUUGAUUGGAAAACGACCAUUCGACCAACUGGCAAACGGUUUGAUUGGCAAACGGGCACUAAAUGGAAAGCUCCAAUACGGCUCGACGGCAUAUGGAAGUGAGUCUUCGAAGGACACGGUCGACAAAAGACAUUUUGACUCUCUUGCAAGUGGGCUGAUUGGAAAACGCUCACAAUAACCUCUGAGCCAGUUCACAUUGCCACUGCUUAUGCAAGACUGAGCAGAUCUCCGUAGCCACGAAGAAGAACAACAUAGUGUUUAUUUAUUUUGUUUAUUUCUUGCCUGUUCAAAGAUACUAAUUUAUUUAUGUUCUCUUGUUUUAUAUUUAUAUAUUCAAUGACGUAUUUUAAAUUAAAAUAUAUAAAUCAGGGCCACACUGAGACUACGGUACGCAGGGGGUGCGCAUUAAAGACAGAUACAGGGCUUAGUAAUAUGAGAUGGUUGUCAGCAAAGAAAAAACAGAUACAGAACAGUGAUUCGAGAUGCUGAGAGAAAAAAAUCAGGUCUAGGACAUAGGUAUAUGAGUCAUUAAACACACAGUUAUUUGAGAUGUUGGGUAGUAAAAACAUAUAUAUAUAUAUAUUAUAUAUAUAUAUAUAUAUAUAUAUAUAUAUAUAGUUUAUUUGUUCCUUUGUUUGCUUAUUUCUUGAAAUAUAAUGCAUAUAAUAAAUGCAUAUAUGUUGCCUUACACUUUUAGUCAAUAGUGCGCUAAUUAACUGAAUGUUUAAUAAUCGUCCUUGUGCAUUUAUGCUACUGACAUUUAAUACAAAUAUUAAAAACGUAUUCGAAUAUCAUGCACCUCAACUUGGUAAACAAAAGUGUGCUUGUCGUUCUUGUAUCUAAUUUAAACGAAAGCUAUAAGACACUUGUUUGAAAUUUCAAAGAAACAAAUGUCUUGUUUUAAAAAUAUUGUGUUAUGUUAGACCUGCUAAUUUUCGUUCGUGUUGUAAAUAUCCCCCUCGGUUCAACUCCGCACCAUUGUUAAGGUAUCCUAAGAGGAAACGUGAACUAGUAAGUUUUUCAUUGGUUGACGAAUUCGGUACCCGCCAACCAUAACUGAUGUUACAUAAAUGCCAUCUAAUUCCUUUGUCUUGGUACGUCAUGCGUCUUUCAAUACAAAUACAAUUAUGAAGAAUAUUUAAACUAUAUGUUUGUUGUGGAAAGAAACCAUCCCUACAAAAAGGGAGAUUAAAAAGAAGUUCAGCAAAACGCCACCGAUUAGAACGAAAUAUACUGGAGCUGAUUUAAGAAAAACAAAAAUAAUACUCUGAUUUUUAUUGGUAAUUUACUGGUCGACAUUUGAAACAUGAAUAAAGAAGUUGUUAAAAUUUC